This is a messenger RNA of Chrysochloris asiatica (Cape golden mole), 1746 nucleotides long. RefSeq names its product zinc finger protein 205 (gene ZNF205). Gene Ontology annotation, biological process: regulation of transcription by RNA polymerase II. Gene Ontology annotation, molecular function: RNA polymerase II cis-regulatory region sequence-specific DNA binding; DNA-binding transcription factor activity. The transcript has 7 exons. Bases 1 to 1746 code for a protein of 581 amino acids. The record is from RefSeq and is a predicted model, not a curated record. NCBI's taxonomy places the organism in Eukaryota, Metazoa, Chordata, Mammalia, Afrosoricida, Chrysochloridae.
AUGCUUUCCGAGUCCGAGGAGACGGGGCCUUUGGGAGCCGCUCGGGAGUCACCGUGCAUCAAGACGGAGCCUGAAGUGCCGCGUCCUCAGGGGUUGGUGAGGGUGGGAGGGGGUCGGAGUGCUAUGAGAUGGACGCCCGUGAGUCAUGUCUCCAGGGAGAAGGGUCUGCUUGGCCUUCUGUCUGUCCGAGCCUGCCCCUCCCCACAGGCCCCGACUCCUUCCCAGGAAGAGAAAAGCCGAGACCAGCAGAUGGCCACGGCGCUCCUCACUGCUUGGUCACAGAUGCCGGUGACCUUUGAGGACAUGGCUUUAUACCUGUCCCGAGAGGAGUGGGGCCGCAUGGGCCAUGAACAGCAGCGAGUUUAUCGAGAAGCCCUGCAGAAGAAGAAUGGGCUGAACAUGGGGGUUUCCGGCAGCAGGCCUUUCUGGGCCUCCCAUGUGCAGGGGAAGGGUGAGGCCUCCAGCUCCAGCCUGCAGAGAGGAGACGAGGAGGAGAAGACGGUUGUGUGCACAGAUGCUGUGGACGUGGGCAAGGAGACUCUAGUCCCGGCUCCCUUUGGGGAUGUGAAGCCCUUCAGAAGCCGGGCAGGCAGAGCCCCAGGGGUGACCCUGCAGUGUGGCCAGCCCACAGCUGGUAGCCAGGGCUCAGGACAGACUGAGGACGACGGGCUGCCCAGGCCUCUGGAUCAGGGGCAGCGGGAGCCAGCCCUGCCAGCCACCAGCCUUCUGGACCCCCGGGAGAGCGGCGUUCCUGAGAAACCCAGUGAGGAGGAGAGACACACUGCCAUGGAGAGCAGCGAGGAGGGAAGCCAGUCUGGCCUGGCCACCAGAAGCAACUAUAUCAAGAAGAUCCAGAAGUGCGAGCAGUGCGGCAAAGUCUUCAGCAACCGCUCCAACCUCAACGCACACAGACGCAUCCACACGGGCGAGAAGCCCUAUGGCUGCCCGGACUGCGGCAAGUGCUUCAGCCACAGCUCCCACCUCACCACCCACCAGCGCAUGCACCUGGGUAUCCGGCCUUACUCCUGCCACCUGUGUGGCAAGAGCUUCACCCGCAACUCCACGCUGAUCCAGCACGAGCGCAUCCACACCGGCGAGAAGCCCUACGUGUGUGAUCUGUGCGCCAGGCCCUUCGCCCGCCGCUCCGAUCUGGUCGCCCAUCAGAGCAUCCACACUGGCAUCAAGCCCCAUAAGUGCCCCAUCUGCGGCAAGUGCUUCGUCCAGAGCUCGGCCCUGGUCACCCACCAGCGCAUCCACACUGGCAUCAUGCCCUACCCUUGCUCCGUGUGUGGCAAAGGCUUCAGCCAUCCCUCCAACCUUAUCGCCCACAACCGCAUCCACACAGGCGAGAAACCCUACCACUGCCUGGAGUGUGGCAAAAACUUCAACCAUAGCUCCCAUCUCAGCUCCCACCAGCGCACACACCACGGCUUCCGGCCCUUCUCCUGUUUCAUGUGUGGCAAGUGCUUCAGCCGCCGCUCCAACCUGAAACAGCAUGAGAAGACCCACACCACGGGGCCUAGGGCCCUGGCCAUGCAGGCGCUGGGGGCGGGGGCAGUGUCCCUGCCGCCACCCGCAUCAUCGUUGGCUAAGGAGGCUGCCACAGUGGGCCAGAGCUCUGGGGGAGAGCAAGGGCAGCAGCAGAAGGAGCGAGGAGGGUUUCGGAAGGGAGUUGGGCAGGCAGCUGGCAUGGGGUUGCUUGUAGCAAAGCAGGAGGAGCUGGGGCCUGAGGAGCCCGCACCUUAG